GAAGUAAACUGCAGUAACUGGCGUUAAAUUGCUCCAGUUCGUUCGCUUUUGCAUUGCGUCCAAAGAAAAUCAGAAAAAUGUCGAAGAGGAAUCCAGGAGACGAAUAUAGAAAAGGGUCAAGUGUGUACAGAGCAGAGGACUCCAGGGGAGAUGACACAGGAAGGGAUCGUUCGCCAAUUAGAUCAGAAGACCGUUGUGAGGCUAGUAAUUACAAUCAAAGUGAUGCAAAGAAACAGAAGCUGACAUUUGGAUUUGGCAAGAAAAGUGGUACGGAACAGAAGAAGGGUAUUCAGAUAAAGCUGGGCUCAACAUCGAAACCUACAGUAAAGGCAACACCAGUUCAAAGGCCAACAGUAGCAUCUGUAUUUAAUGCAGAUGAAGAGGAUGAACCUGAAGAAAUGCCAGCAGAAGCAAGGAUGAGAAUGAGAAAUAUUGGGAGAGAAACACCAACCUCUGCUGGACCAAAUUCGUUUGGUAAAACAAAGCAAGGAUUUUGUGAUUCAAAAAAAAUAUUUGAAAAAACGCUCAAGAAAGCAAUGGAGGAAGCAAAUAAAUGAUUCCUUCCCUGUACUGGGCAAUUGUUAAUUGUACAUUAAUUUUACAAAAAAAAAAAAGAUGCAACAAUAGCAAAGUCCUUGCUACAGUUAUGUAUUUGCAAAUUAUUUUUAUCAAUUUUACGCAUUAUUGGCAAAAGUUAGAUCUGAAGUUUCGACUUCACGUGUAAUAUCACAUUUUGAAAUUGAUCAAAUAUUAGCUAUCUGAUAGUAUUUGCUAAUAUUAAGACUGCACUCAAAAUGUGUUAUUUCUUUAUGUAUCUCACGAGGAAAUAUGCAUGUAUGACAAAUUCAAUCUAUGUAAUUUUGCAUUGUUCAUUACUAAUGUAUUGAUUUUGAAUCAUAUAACAAAUUUAAACAAAUGACUUUAGGAAUUAUAGGAAAAUUAUAGAAUAAUUUAUCUUGUAACUUGUAGAAUAAAUGAUAUAAAUAAAGAACAG
Molecule: messenger RNA, 994 nt
Organism: Heterotrigona itama
Lineage: Eukaryota; Metazoa; Arthropoda; Insecta; Hymenoptera; Apidae
Source: the annotation of a GenBank genome assembly